Messenger RNA from Ochlerotatus camptorhynchus, 6354 nucleotides. RefSeq lists its product as uncharacterized. The record is from RefSeq and is a predicted model, not a curated record. Gene Ontology annotation, molecular function: nucleic acid binding. NCBI's taxonomy places the organism in Eukaryota, Metazoa, Arthropoda, Insecta, Diptera, Culicidae. Gene Ontology annotation, biological process: DNA integration. The transcript has a single exon. The coding region runs from base 1 to 6354 and encodes 2117 amino acids.
AUGUCGAGUCGAGGUUCAAAGUCCGAUAAGCAAAGUAGCAAGGGUGAGGCACCCAAACCGAAAGAAAGUGAUGUGGUUAAAGAUGGUGAAAAGAACGGUGAUGAUGAUGGUAGUGGUGAUGUGGUACUGGUGGAUGAGGUGGAGAAAACUGUCGAUGGACAAACCUGUAGGGGCUGUGGAGGACCUGACACUGAUGACAUGGUUCAAUGUGAUGAGUGCGACGGAUGGCAUCACUACGACUGCGUUGGAGUAACGGAUGAAGUUGUCAACCAGAGCUGGAGUUGCACCAACUGCAAGACCGCAAAAUGGAUCCAGCGAACUACGCCGACUUCGAAGAAACAAUCAACGCAGAAAGAUGCCAGGAAGGAGCUCACACCCAAACGUACUUUGUCGGUCAAGGAAGUCUCAGGAACGACGCUUGUUCGCGAUGGCAAAUCUAAGAAGUCCACUCAUUCCGAGCCGCUACUACCGUCGGAGAAGCAGAAGAAACCAGAAGCCGUGGAACGAAAGGAGAAAUUGUUCGUACCGUCAUUGGAAGGUCUCCCUGAAAUCCAGCUAAUCAAGGCGUUUUCGGAAGUUUCUUGUACGUCAUCGCAGAGAUCUGGGCGAAAUCGUGCCAAGUUACAGUUGUUGAGGCUACAUGAGGAAAGGGAAUUCGAAGAACGGCAAGCACAACGACGCAAGCAGGAAGAGCAGGAGGAAGCGGAGCGUCGACAGUUAGCAGAAGAGAAAGAAGCAGAACGUCGACGGGUGGCUGAACAUGAAGAAGCAGAAAAACACCGAGCAUACCUAGCCAAGAAGUACAAGAUUUUGGAGGACCUGGCUAGUGAAAAUGGAUCAAGUCGUAGCUCUGGUUCUAUAAUCUCACGAAGCCGGGUGGAUGAAUGGGUCGAAACGACCAAUUGUGUACAAUCGGAGAUUGCUAGGUGUACACCCGAUCCCGCCCAUCAAGAUCGAGCUUUGCAGGAGCAAAAACAGCACGAAAAGUUACUUCAUAAUCACCAUCAGCAGCAGCAACAGCAACAACGAAUGCAAGAGGAGCGGUUACAGCGGCAACGAAGGGAGGCGUUUCGGCAGUAUCAACAGCGGCAACGUGAAGAACAGCUGCAACAGGAGAAACGCGUGCAAGAGCAACAACAGCAGUUGCAUCAAGAAGAAGAACGCGUCAACCAAUUGUUGGAGCAACAGUUGGAACAGGAAAUACGUCUGCAGGAACGACAAGCGAAUCGUAUUCCAUCUCGUAAUCUGGAACCUUCCAGGCAUAUUCCAGAGCUGCAGCCCAAAUCUCAACCAGCAAAACGUGGAUCACAUAACCCUUAUCGGGACUUGGUGCAUGGGCAUUCCGGACACUUCAGUCCAGAUACUCUGCCUCAGUCAACACAAGUGCAAAUCGACCACCCGAGCAGGCCGGCUGUUGAUGCAAAUCGAUCGACCCACGCUGUACCUCGUGUCACACGUGCCCCAAGAUCUUCGGCAAGCCCCACGCCAAUGGAUGACUACGAUCAGUUCCAGCUUUCACGCUCACAAAUUGCGGCACGGCAAGCUGUUUCGAAGGACUUGCCUACGUUUUCCGGCAAUCCAGAAGAAUGGCCGAACUUCUUAUCCAUGUUCAAUAGCACGACAGCUAUGUGUGGAUUCUCGGAAGAGGAGAACCUGGUGCGACUGCAAAGGAGCUUGAAGGGGAAAGCUUACGAGGCCGUCAAGUGCAGACUGAUGCAUCCCGGUAACGUACAAGGAAUUAUGGAUACGUUACGGAUGUUGUACGGUCAACCAGAAGUCAUUGUUCACUCGCUGAUUGGGAAGAUAAGCUCACUACCAGCGAUUCGAGAGGAUCGACUGGAAACGUUGGUGGAUUUCGCAGUGAGCGUACAGAACUUUUGCGCUACAGUUGAGUCAUGUGGUUUGGAGGAGUAUAUGUACAACAUCACUCUGUUGCACCAGCUUGUCAGCAAACUACCACCAACAAUCAAGCUCAGUUGGGCUCAACAUCGGAAGACGCACCUGACAGUCAACUUAGCGAUCUUCGGCGAAUGGGUUUACACUCUAGCGGAAGCAGCAAGUUCGGUAACGUUUCCUACCGUAUCACUGGAAGCAAAACCUGGCCACAGCGAUAUUCGUCGGAGCAAAAAAGGAGACAGUUAUCUAAACGCGCACUCUGAGUCUACGGUUCCUCACAACCCGAAACCCAAUACGUCCUCAAAAGCUGCAGUAGAUCUUCCACCAACACCCACCAAGGAGACGUGUUUAGUAUGCAAAGGGAGCUGCAAAUCUGCGGACAAGUGCAAACAAUUUCGAGACUUGUCCAGGGAUUCCAGGUGGGCCGUAGUCAGGGAGUUUGGACUCUGCCGCACAUGCCUUCGCCAACACAAGGGAAACUGCAAGGCCAAACCUUGCGGCAAAGACGGAUGCACAUAUAGGCAUCACGAACUGCUACACAACGACCAGAACAGGAAUACUGAAAACAGCAACACUCAGAGCGGAAGCCACCAAUCGUCUCAACCUGAAGCUAGUAGCUCCGGACAUCGAUGCAAUACACAUCAGAUAACAUCAAGCUCUGUGCUGUUCCGCUACCUCCCGGUGGUGCUUUCAGGAUUAGGGAAGGAGGUACACACCUAUGCCUUUCUGGACGAAGGUUCUGCGCUGACACUGCUCGAUCAAGAACUGGCCGAUGAGCUCAACUUAAGUGGAACUUCGAGUCCACUCUGCCUACGAUGGACUGGGGGAACUCAACGCCACGAGAAGAAUUCUCGUAUUGUCAAGCUUCACAUUGCUGCAAGACAUCACGAAGCCAGGAAGUUCCAGCUAGACGAUGUGCGAACAGUUAACGAAUUAAUGCUGCCACAACAAACUCUAGACUUCAAUGAGCUAGUACGUCUGUAUCCUCACCUUGAGGGGCUGCCCGUCGAGUCACAUCACGACGCUCGUCCACGAAUCCUGAUAGGAAUGAAGCAUGCUCAACUGGGACUGACGCUGAAUAGCCGUGAAGGAGAACUAGGUCAACCGAUUGCGAUGAAGACCCGACUGGGAUGGACGAUAUGUGGAGGAUUGUGUUCCGGAGAAACGCCAAAUAUGUUCCACUAUACAUUCCACGUACGCUCCUGUAGCGAUGAAUCCGACGAAGGUCUACAUCUAGCCAUGAAAGAGUACUUUUCCCUCGAUAGUCUCGGAGUUAUGAAGCCAGACAAACUACUUCAGUCAUCCGAAGAUGAGAGAGCUCAGUCACUUCUAGAGUCCCGCACACGUUUCAAUGGCAAACGCUACGAGACAGGCUUACUGUGGCGAUACGAUGACAUCCGCUUGCCGGAUAGCCGCGAAAUGGCACUACGUCGUCAUCAGUCCUUGGAAAAACGUAUGGCGAAGGAUCAACAGCUGGCGGAAGUACUGCAUGAGAAGAUCAAGGACUACAUAGCAAAGGGAUACGUUCGCAAGCUUUCCGACGACGCAGUUAAGCAGCAAUCCGGUCACACUUGGUUUCUACCAGUAUUCCCAGUCACAAAUCCAAAUAAACCCGGAAAAGUGAGGAUAGUGUGGGACGCAGCAGCUAAGGCACACGGAAAGUCCCUGAAUUCCGCUCUGCUGAAAGGUCCGGAUCUACUUUCCUCUCUUCUUGCGAUUCUGCUUCGAUUCCGUCUGCAUCCGGUAGCAGUAACUGGAGACAUCCGCGAAAUGUUCCACCAGGUACUCAUUCGCGAGGAAGACCAACGAUACCAAUGCUUCUAUUGGUUAGACAAAGAAGGAAGGCUCGGGGUGUAUGCGAUGAGAGUCAUGACCUUUGGGGCGUGCUGUUCUCCGAGUAGCGCUCAAUAUGUGAAGAACAUUAACGCGGAGCGAUUCAAUAGUGACUAUCCAGCGGCGUACGAAGCAAUUACGAAAUCGCACUAUGUCGAUGACAUGUUGAUCAGCGUAGCUUCCGACGAAGAAGCAAUUCAGACAGCGAAGGACGUUAGACACGUUCACGCACAAGGUGGCUUUGAGAUACGGAACUGGAUCAGCAACUCUAAACGAGUGACGUCAGCGAUGCAAGAAAGAAGUACGGAGGAAAAAAGUCUGGAUAUAUCAUCAGAAUUGUCCACUGAAAAGGUCUUAGGCAUGUGGUGGAACACGAAGUCCGACGCCUUCACCUUCAAGGUUGGAUGGAACCGCUACGAUGGGGCUCUGCUGAAAGGUGAAAGACGGCCUACGAAACGCGAAGUUCUGCGUGUCCUCAUGACGAUAUACGAUCCCCUUGGACUGAUCGCGCACUUCUUAGCCUACCUGAAGAUGUUAUUGCAAGACAUCUGGCGAUCCGGUGUUAGCUGGGACGAGGGAAUAGACGACGAUGCGUUCACGAACUGGCUCACUUGGCUAAAAGUCUUGCCAAACGUCGAAAGCGUUCAGAUAGCUCGAUGCUAUUGUUCCGCAUACCUAAACAGCGAGGCCGAUGAGGUGCAGCUUCACACGUUCGUUGAUGCUGGCAAGAGCGGAAUGGCAGCUGUAUCAUUUCUCCGCUUCGUUAAAGAUGGAAGAAUCCACUGUUCUCUCGUCACCUCUAAAGCUAGAGUAGCACCGUUGAAGCUCACCUCGAUCCCUCGGCUGGAGUUGCAAGCAGCGGUGAUAGGCACUCGGCUCACUCGUACGGUCGUCGAAACCUUGGAUAUGCAGAUAACGAAGAAGUUUUACUGGUCGGACUCGAGAGACGUUUUGUGCUGGAUCAACUCCGACCAUCGGCGGUACACUCAGUUUGUCGAAUUCAGAGUUACGGAAAUUCUAGAGGCUACGGAAGUACAUGAAUGGCGAUACGUACCAAGCAAACUAAACGUAGCGGAUGACGCUACAAAGUGGAACGUGCUUCCCGAUCUAUCUGCUGAGAGUAGGUGGUUCAACGGACCAGAUUUUCUCUGGACAACGGAAGACAAAUGGCCACAGUCUGCAAUCCGGAACGAAUCCACAGACGCCGAACUCAUAGCAAACCUUUCUACACACCACGUUGUUCCAGAACCGAUCAUCUGCACCGCGGACUACUCCAGCUGGGAACGACUGAAAAAAAUAGUCGCGUGGGUACUGCGAUUUGCAGCAAACUGUCGAUUGAAACUACAAAAACUGCCGACUAAAACGGGACCGCUCGUCGAAAGUGAGCUGUCCGCAGCUGAAGCAUACCUGAUCCGCAUCGCGCAGCAAGACGGCUAUCCUGAAGAACUCUCCACCCUGCGGAAUAUGCCACAAAUCGUAGGAGAUCUAUCACCGCCGCUGCCGAAAUCCAGUUCACUGUACAAGCUGACACCGUGGCUGGACGAACGCGGUAUAUUACGAAUGAGAACUCGUAUCGCGGCCUGCCAGUACGCCACUGAAGACGCGAAGAAACCCAUAAUCCUACCUCGAAAGCACCACAUCACUACCUUAAUAAUAUCCCACUACCACAAUAGAUACCACCACCAAAAUCACGAAACAGUGAUUAACGAACUGCGGCAGAAAUAUCAAAUCGGCCGCUUACGCUCGUGCUUCAAACAAGUACGCAGAGAUUGCCAAAGAUGCAAGAACGAUGGUGCAACACCGAAUCCUCCAAUCAUGGCCGACCUACCUCCUGGUCGCCUAGCUGCAUUCUCUCGCCCGUUCACACAUACCGGAGUCGAUUACUUUGGUCCAAUUGAGGUCGUCGUCGGCAGAAGGGUCGAAAAACGCUGGGGGAUGCUUGCCACGUGUUUGACCGUUCGGGCUAUACACAUUGAAGUAGUCCACUCACUGACCACUAGCUCAUGCAUCAUGGCAAUCCGGAAUUUCGUCGCUCGGCGUGGCCGACCUCGUAAGUUCUACAGCGACCGAGGAACCAACUUUGUCGGAGCGGCGCGUGAAAUGAAGAAACUUGAAGAAGUGAUCGACCACGAUGAGAUCAUGCGGGAGUUCACCAGUACCGAGACCGAGUGGGUGUUCAAUCCCCCGCUGGCACCACACAUGGGUGGAAGUUGGGAGCGGCUGAUACGAACCGUGAAAAGCAACCUGAUGGCCGUCUGCACAACGAGAAAACCGUCCGACGAAGUGCUUCGAAACACUCUCACCGAAAUCGAGAACGUGGUAAACUCCAGACCACUAACACACGUGCCGGAAGAUGUCGAUUCCGCUCCAGCUCUCACCCCGAACCACUUCCUGCUUGGUUCAUCCAACGGAACGAAACCAUUAGUCACGAGUAAUGACUGUCGUCUCGCCCUGAAGCAGAACUGGUGCACCUCUCAGGUUCUGGCCAAUUUGUUUUGGAAGCGGUGGGUCUCCGAUUAUCUGCCAGAAAUCACCCGCCGGUCGAAAUGGUUCCAGUCUACGAAGCCUAUAGCUACUGGAGAUGUAGUGAUCAUCGUCGACCCUAAGAUGCCUCGGAGUUGUUGA